AUGAAUCGAGUUCCACCACACAUACAUCUACAAGCAAAUAUUUGGGACGAAACUGAAGAAUUAUCAACUACUUCAAAUCAACAACAACGCAGAGUUCCAAUCAUUGUUUCCCAUCAAAAAGAUCAAACUUCCCCAACUCGGGUUGACUAUUUAAUUCCACACAAGAAAAUUCACAUAGAUCCGAAUAUUUAUGAAAUUGAUUUAUUAAAUAAUGAUGAAAUAUUUGAUAAUCAGCAAUCAAAUGAUCAUGGCAAUGAGAAACAAGAAUUUACUUGUCUUGAUUGUUUGUUCGUGUUGGAACAAGUUCUUUCUCCGGAGGAAUGUCAAGAUUUGAUCGAUGUGACUGAUGAAUUGGGGUAUCAUUCGAUUGAUAGAGAAUAUUCAAAAGAGUAUAGAAAUAGUGAGAGAGUAGUGGUAACUAGUAAGAAAGUUGCUGAAAUAUUAUGGAAUAGGAUAGUACCAAUGAUGAAGAAGGAAGAUAUUACAAAUGUGAAGCCAUAUGGAUUUGAUAACAAUGGAAAAUGGGUUCCAAUAGAAUUAUCCGAAUGUUUGAGAUUUAACAGAUAUAAGGAAGGAAAUUUCUUUAAACCUCACAUGGAUUCUCACUUUGUCAGAAAUGACAAUGAGAGAAGUAUAUUCACCAUUCUUAUUUAUUUAGAUGAUUCUCCUUACGGAACUACCUUUUGGAAAAAGAUUCCAGACGAAACAAAUGAAGACCUUUCAAAAAUGAAAUUCAAGAAACUCUUAACAGUUCAACCAAAAGCUGGGUCCAUAGCAAUAUUUAAUCAUGAUAUUUACCACUCAGGAGAUUAUGUAAAGGAAGGUUUCAAAUAUGUUGUGAGAACUGAAAUGAUUUUUAAGAGAAUAGAUUCUGAGAGUGUCUACAAGCAAAAUUACAUUGAAAAUAGUCAAUACCAAAAAGUUUUACAAUUAUUGGAAGAAAGUGAACAAUUAGAGAAGGAAGGAAAUGUUAAAUUAGCAACUGAAAAAUUUAUUCAAGCUCAGGAUUUACACACAAACGAAUCAAAAAGCAUUCGAAUUGAACAAUCGGCUCGUAAAGAAGAUUCACCAAUUACAAUUUAUGCAAUUUCAGAAGAUGCUUUCUAUGCCAUAUUUUCAUUUAUGAAAGCAGAAGAAAUUUCUCAAACAUUUCUCAAGCUUAAUAGAGAACUGAAUGCCAUUACAAGACACUCAUACAUUUGGAAAGAAAGAUACUCUCAAAAAUGGCCAAUCAAUCCUAUAGUUCCACUUGGUCGAGAAAUUGGAAUUAAAAAUCUAGACUUCGAAGAAGAAAUAGAGGAAGGAGUUAUUACUUCAAUUGAAAAUCAAGCAACUUAUCAAUAUCAACAGACAAUAGGCGAUUGGUAUCAUGCUUUUAUAUCGAGAUCAUAUCAGAAUAGAUUCUCAGAUGUCAUCUUAUUGGACUUUAUUGAUGGAUUUUACAGAUUUGGACUUUCAUCUUUGGCUUUAUUUUAUUCUUCUCCAGCUUUGUGUGCAGAAAAAGUUGGUUCCCACUUUAAUGUUCUGGCCUAUGGAUUUAAAAGUCUCGUGUGUGGUGAUAGAUAUCAAGUCUUCCAGCGUGAUUGUUCCAAAGAAAAUCUUAUUCUUGAUUGCAAUUCGAAUAUCUUGGAUUAUGACUAUUUUAAAGAACUAAUUAUUCAACUUUAUCAAGACGAUUUGAAAAAGAGCUUUUUCACACCGUUGCUGUUAGCAGUUCCACUAUCUUGGACAGAUUCCAUUAUUUCAAAAGUAAGCAACAUUCUCGACGAGUUGGAAAUUGAUGUAAUUUAUGUGGAUGAGGAAAAACUUAGAACCAUUUACUAUCAAAAACCAACCUGUACUGUUUUGAAAGUCAACAGAAGUGGAGUUUAUUUAAUUCCUGUGAUUGAACACGAAACUGUUAGAGAAUACAUUGUUUAUGAAGAAUCUAAAUGCAAUGAAAAGAGUUUGGAUGUUCUUAAGAGUGCAUAUAUUCCUCCAACUAUUGAUACCAAUGAAUCAGAGUUAAACAUUGAACCAGUAAAUAUUUCACAAACUUGGACACCUAAAUAUGUAGGAAAACAGAAGAGAAUUCAUAUAGGUUCAAAUAUAUUGAGCACACUACUCAAUUCAAUUUCACAAUACGAAACUAUUAUUCGUGAGAGGAAUAAGAAGGUGGAAGUCUCUAGCAAUUUUAUAAUUGUGGGAGAAUUAGCUCAUUUAGAAAAUAUGAAACCAACAAUCAUUGAAAUUCUUACAACAAAAUUCCCACAUGCCUCUUUCACCUAUCAAGAAAAUAUUCAUUGUACAGUUCAACAUGUAGUAUGGGAUGUAAAGAAGGGAUUAUCAGGUGGAUCUUUUGAUGUGUUGGGUGGUGCAAAAAUCAUUUCUUCAUUGAGUAAUUUUCGACAAAUUGUGAAUCAAAGGCUUGGUUUUUUUGUUCGAGCCUUGAUUGGAAUGAAGGCUGCAAAACCGACAGUAAUAAAAAAAAUGCCCCCACAACGAAAGAUUUAUUUGGCCAAACGAACCUCCACAAAGCCAUCCAAUUCAGCACCGGCAAGUGAGAGUUCUUCAUCAUCGGCAACAGAAUCGCCAACAACUCCACUUCUGAAGAGUGAUCAGCCAAGAACUGAACAAGUUUCCUUCACUCCUCUGAUGUGUAUGAAGAAGGAGAAGGCUUCACUUGAGCAACGAAUUAAAAUUUUAGGCUUGGUAGAUAAAUUCAACAAGGAAGGUAUUGUUGGUAUUCCUUUGUAUAGCAAAUCGGAUACUGCAACUUUGAGUGAAUUACGUGCAACGAAUGAUACAUCUGCUGAGAAUAUUAUCAAGUUGAAUAUUGGUGGAGGUAUUUACACAACAACCAAGAAAACACUGAACCAAAGAGAAAACAUGUUGAAAGUUAUGAUCAACUCUGAAUUCCCAAUUGAUAAAGAUGAGAAUGGAUGUAUUGUAAUUGCUGAUAGAAACCCACAUUAUUUCCCAAUAAUUUUAGAACAUAUUAGAACAGGUAAGUUAAUUGUUAUGAACCCUUAUUUAACUCUCUCAUCAGGAUCAACAAAAUAUAUCGGCAUUCCUGAAGAAUACCCAUCUGAAGAAAGUUUGAUAGAAUUACGAAACCUUUUAGAAGAAUCGGACUUUUUUGGAACUCAAAAGUUGAGUAAUAUUAUUGCACUCAAAAUCAAGAAGGAUAGAAAAAUAUUAUCAAAUUCCAAUCAAGAGAAGAAUGAAUCAGAUGAGAAUAGAAAACAUGAUGAAGAAGAAUCUAAAUUGCUAACAAGAGAUAUUGUCUAUUUGACACAAGAAGAGAAGGAGCUUUUUGAUAAAUAUGUUGCUGAUAAAGACACUGAGCUAGUCAAAUUAAGAGAUAAAUUGAAGGAAUUAGAUGAGAAAGUUGAAAAACCACUCAAAAAAUUCAAUGUAAGAGGGGUACUAUUUGAAAUUGGUUUUGAAAAACUUAUUAAUCGUGACAGUUUAUUAACCACUCUUUGUAAAGAAAAAAGAAACGAUGAGGAGAUAUUCAUUGAUAGAGACCCAUCUACCUUUAGAGUACUAGUUGAGUGUUAUAAUUCUGAUGACUUUACAGCUAAUAUUCCAAAAGAAGUAGCACCAAGAAAGCAACUUUAUAACUUGGCAAAAGAAUUGAAUGUUAAAUUUUUGCUUGAACAUCUCGAUCCACUUAGGUUUCCUUUCGAAUUGCUAGGUGAAACUAAUCUCAACAUUAAGAAAAAUGAAGACUUUUUGAGAGAUAUGUAUAACUCUUUAUUAGAAAGAAAUAAUCCAAUUUUACAAGAUCCAAAACUACACUUGAUAGAAUUAUUUAAUGAUGAAUCUUCCGAUUUGUGCAAGAAAACAGAGCUACCAUCCUCUAUUUACCCUCUUUUCGACUUUGAAAAUGAAAAAGAGGCUGCAGAAUUGUGUAAACGUGAACAAAUCAAAAAACCACCAAUCCCAGUUAUUUGCAAUUCAAAAGAAACUUUCCAAAAUCAAUUCGAUGCUUUUUCAUGUUUUUUAUUGAAAGACCUCGAUUGGUCAAAUAUUGCAUGCGCUGGAGGUUCAGUGUUAAACUGCUUAUUACUUGCUGAUCAACAAGAGAAACCUCAAGCCGAGAAGAAAAACUUUGAAAUUGAGGAAAAUACAUACAGUGAUCCAAAUGAUAAGCCAUAUUGGACUGAAGAUGAUGAAUCCAAUGAUGAAGUAGAAACUCUUGAAAAUAGUGAUUACUUUACAUCUUCUGGAGACGAAGAAUUUUCCAAACUCGUAGCAUUUAAGGAGUCCAGGAAGAAGGAAGAAGAUAGUCCAGAAAAAAAUUUAUAUUCUUACUACAAGAAAAAUUUUGUUAAGAGUGAUAUUGACAUCUUCCUUUAUGAUAUUGACGAAAAAAGGGCAAUAGAUAAGAUAAUUUACAUUUAUGAACACUUAAAAAAACAAGUCAGCAGUAUUCCAGAUUCUAGUUUUUUGAAAAAAACAUACAACAGAAAGACUGAGCUAAAUGACAUUGCAAUCAUAAGAACAGAUAAUGCAAUCACUUUUACUUUCCAUCCUAAUUUUAGAAAAGUACAAAUUAUUUUAAGAAUUUACAAGAGUAUGUCAGAAAUACUAAUGGGAUUUGAUGUUGCAAGUUGUUGUGUUGCAUAUGAUGGACAUCAAGUUUAUGCUUUACCAAGGGCCAUUAAAGCAUUCUCUACAAGGUGUAAUAUUGUUGAUCCAGAUCGUCAAUCUACAACAUUGAGAGGCUUUAGAAUUGGUGUUCCUGGUUUUUCAGAAAAGAAAAUAUGUAACAAACUUUUGACAGAUUCUGAUUCAUUGAAACAAAACAGUGAUUGGUGGGGCGUUACUGGUAGAAAAAAGAAAUUGAAUAUUCAGCAAGUCACUGGUCUAGCAAGAAUAUUACUAAUUAGAAAUGGAAUUAAAAAUUGUACUAGAAAGAAUUCAAUGUGGUGGUCUGUUGGAGGAGGUAAUACUUUAGAACAAACCCAAAGAAAACUUAUUCGUCCUUCUGCCCCUUAUGUGGAUUUCACAGCCGGAUUAGCUGACUAUAGUACUCCGAGAGAUGUCUGUAGAAAGAUUUCAAACAAGUUAUAUGGCAUAAGACACUAUAGUAGUAACCCUCCUUUUAUAAAAACAGCCCUUAACGAUAUUAAGGUCAUAGUGGAUCCAGAUUCAAAAUCAUCUGGAAAUAAGAAAAAGGUCAAACAACAAUCUAACAAACUGAAAUUUAUUACAGCCAGUCCUGGUACUCAAAACGUAGGAAGCUUUUUCCCUCACACUAGAAAUUUCUUCCAAGAUGCAUACAUUUCUGGAACCAGACUUAAAAAAUCAAAGAAUACGUAUAUUUGGAGAGAAGGACAAACCACUUAUUCAAAAGAGAUGUCAAAACUAUUUGAAAAGAAAUAUCGUGCUUUCUUAAAGACAAGAGAUACUAAAGAUGCAGAAUUUCCAUUACCUGAUGAUAAGGAAGGAAGAGUUAUUGACUUUAGGAAUAUGUAUGUUGUUACAAAAGACAAAGUUAAGAAUACUAGAAAAUUUGGUUCACAAAUGGAGAGAUUUAAAGAUAAUAAUAGAGUUAUUCCAAGAAUCAAACAAAUCGCACAAGUGGACCACCAAGCUGUCCUAUUUGGAGAGGAAGAAAGUGAUAAGGAAGAGGAAGUUGUUGGUGACGAUGAAAGUUUUGUUAGAAGCAUUCGACACCAACCUGCCAGACGUGAGGGAACAUAUCAACAACGUUCUAUCUAUUCUCAACAAUUACCUACAACAGUACAUGACGAUGAUGAUGAUGAUGAGGAGGAUGAUGAGGAUGAUUAUAGAGGUGGUGAUUAUUAUGAUGAUGAUGAUGAUGACUUUGACGAUUAUGACUCUGAUGAAUUCCAUCCAGAUCAAGAAGAACUACAAAGAAUGCUCAUGAUGAACGCUGCCUUAAUGAAUCAGAACAAAGGACCACAAUGUCCACAACAAUAA
Molecule: messenger RNA, 5934 nt
Organism: Naegleria gruberi
Lineage: Eukaryota; Heterolobosea; Eutetramitea; Acrasida; Naegleriidae
Exons: 5
Coding region: 1-5934 (1977 amino acids)
Biological process (GO): protein homooligomerization
Molecular function (GO): protein binding; L-ascorbic acid binding; oxidoreductase activity, acting on paired donors, with incorporation or reduction of molecular oxygen
Source: RefSeq, a predicted model, not a curated record